AUUUCCGAUCCACGUUCCCAAAAUUUGAUUUCUGCUGGAAAAUUGUUCCCCAAAUUGUAACGAGGACUAUCAUCGGAAGAGGAAGACGAUGGUUUGGUUUCAAUGCGAGGAUUGUGGAGAGGAACUGAAGAAGCCAAAGCUCCCUAAUCACUUCAGGAUGUGCAGAGCCACAAAGUUAUCGUGCCUCGACUGUGGAGAAACGUUUGGGAAAGAUAGUGUACAAGGACAUAACCAGUGCAUGACCGAAGCUGAGAAAUAUGGUCCAAAAGGUCAGUCAAAGCCAUCUAAUGGCACACCUGCGAAGCCAAAGGAUAACACGAAGCAACAGCCAGACUUUGAUAUAAAUGUCGGCUUAUCAAAUCGAUAUCCAUGGUUUUGUAGUUUGUGUAACACAAAGGCUACUAGCCAGCAGACUUUGCUUGCCCAUGCCGAUGGGAAGAAACACCGAGCAAAAGCAAAAGGGUUCCAUGCUAAACAACAACCAGAACAGUCCACGGUGGAUGCAACCGAGAAUGCUUCUAAUGGUGAUUCCGAACAGAAGAAAGUAGAUUUGCAUGUUUCCUCAGGUGUUGUUGCAAAUGGAGGCUCGCCUACUGAGAAGAAGAGAAAGCUAGAGACUUUGGAUGAAACAAGCAAUGGAGAGGUAGUUCAAGCCGAGAAAUCAAAAGGAGGUGAAGCAAAGAAAGCGAAGAAGCAGGACCAUGAGAAGAAAAUCAAUUGGAAGAGGUUGAUCAUUACGGCUUUGAAAUCUAACGAAGAGAAAACUUUGAAGAUGAAGAAACUUAAGAAGCUCGUCCUAGCAUCUCUUGUGGAUUCAGGCAUAACUCGAGACAAAUCUGAUAUCAGUGCGGAGCUAGAGCUUAAGGUGAACUCGAGCUCCAGAUUCACGGUUGAUGGGAAGUACGUGAAACUUGUGGCUAAAGAUUCAGUCUAAUUCUUGAGACAAGAGUCGGAUUUUGGCCCUCGCAUUUUUGCCAGAUGAUUCGUUACCGUUACUGUCUGUAUUAAAAUUUGUAUUGUCAUUAAACUUUCGUAUUUUCUUGAAAAAAAGACGAAAACCCUGGCACACUUCUGAAGUGGCUGAAUUUUUUUUCUUGGAGAAGACUAUAAAUGAUUAAUGAGUGCGGUU
This is a messenger RNA of Eutrema salsugineum, 1129 nucleotides long. Its product is annotated as UBP1-associated proteins 1C. Gene Ontology annotation, cellular component: nucleolus. The record is from RefSeq and is a predicted model, not a curated record. The coding region runs from base 89 to 934 and encodes 281 amino acids. NCBI's taxonomy places the organism in Eukaryota, Viridiplantae, Streptophyta, Magnoliopsida, Brassicales, Brassicaceae. The transcript is spliced from 6 exons. Gene Ontology annotation, molecular function: zinc ion binding; DNA binding. Gene Ontology annotation, biological process: negative regulation of transcription by RNA polymerase II; rRNA processing.